GAAAGAGUGAGAGAGAAUAAUACCUUUCUCUUCUAGCUUUGACAGGUGAAGGGAAUCCUACUACAGUGAUGGGCCGACACGGGGGAAGUACUGAGUUAAGCUGCACUUUCUCUGAAUCCAACAAACACAGAACCAAGUUCCUCUGCCAGCGUCAGAGAAAGUUAACCUGCCUCAAACUCAACCCACCUGGAACACAGAAGAGAAAAAUACAAAUGGUAUCUUCUGGUGAAAAAGAAGAAAAAUUGUCUUCUAAAAAGAAAGAAGAGAAGUUCUCUGUGACCCUGUUCCAGCUGAAUGAAACAGAUGCUGGAGAGUACUGGUGUGGAGUAGAUGCAGUUGUAGGUGAAUCCAUCACCCUAAUCAAGAACACUCAGAUCUUCAUUGUGACUCAAGUGACAGGAUAUGAAGGAGGUGAAAUUCAGAUCAUCUGUCCAUAUCACCCUGAGGAUUCUGGGAAAAGAAAACUCCUCUGUAAGGAUGAGUGUAACAACGAACCUCUCAUCAAAACUCAGGGAGGUCAGACACAGGCUGCAAGAGGAAGAUUUUCUCUGCAUGACAGCCCCACUGCUGGAGUCUUCACUGUGACCAUCACUGGACUGGAAGCAGAGGAUUCUGGGAAGUACUGGUGUGGAAUGGAUGGAACUACUGUGUUCAUAUUUGAUUACUACACAGAGCUGAAGGUGACACCUAGAGAAGGUGCUGCUGUGGUUGUCUGUGUGUCUUUUACUGCUGUUGCUCUGCUGUUGGGGAUCUACACAUGCAGGAGGCAGAGGACAAGAGCAGAGGCUGAGGAUGAUUAUGAAAAUGAUCCUGCAGCAUCAGCACUGCAUGAAGCCCCCACCAACACCCCGGCAUCUGAGUCCGUCUACCAGAGCCUGAACGCAGACACCCUCCAGCAGGACUCGGUCUAUCAGCACCUGAACCCCAACACUGACCAUGGAGAUUCAGUCUAUCAGUCCCUGAACCCCAACACUGACCAUGGGGAUUCGGUGUAUCAGUCCCUGAACCCCAACACUGGCCAUGGGGAUUCGGUGUAUCAGUCCCUGAACCCCAACACUGACCAUGGGGAUUCAUUAUAUCAGUCCCUGAACCCCAACACUGACCAUGGAGAUUCAUUAUAUCAGUCCCUGAACCCCAACACUGACCAUGGGGAUUCAGUCUAUCAAAAUAUCUAUCAGCACAGGUCAGUUGAGUGA
Clupea harengus (Atlantic herring) is the source of this 1196-nucleotide messenger RNA. RefSeq names its product polymeric immunoglobulin receptor-like. The transcript has 5 exons. The record is from RefSeq and is a predicted model, not a curated record. The coding region runs from base 69 to 1196 and encodes 375 amino acids. Lineage: Eukaryota; Metazoa; Chordata; Actinopteri; Clupeiformes; Clupeidae.